GCCUUGACCCCACUGCAAUUGAGAGCGAUGAAGAUCAACGGAAUGAAAUUAUCUCACAGAUACAUCCCUUAGCCCUUUGCCCAGAGGCACUCUCGGAAACUCCUGAGGCUGCUGCCACACAUAGACUGGAAACAGAAGACUCUGAAGAGUGCGACCUAUCAAAGUCACCUAUGCGAGUGCCAAACAAGGUGGCUGCAGAUCACCUGCCAUGUAGCCUAGAGACCUCAGCUCCUGCAGCAGAAGGAACAGAAAGAGAAACAGAACUGGGAAAGAGGCCGGUGCCUGAGGAGCAGAGCCGCAUGCUGAUGGUCCAACAGGUGUUGGAGGAAUUAAAACAAUACCAUGGGGCCAAGCAGAGAACUGCACAGUCAGCUGGGAAGCAGUCAUCUUCACAGAAUGUGACCUGGUACGAGUUCCUCUCCAAUGAACAGGAUGAGGAGGAAAAGGUGGACAAAGUGGAAAAGGGAACCAGAGUGAAACGACGGCUGAGCUCUCUGAAGAACAGGGUCACUGGCUCCUUCCAAAAGGAUAAGGGUAAGAAUCGUGAAAAAGAAGAGAAAGAGAAAACAAACACCAGCACUGAGCAUCAGCUGGCCCCAGGCACUUUCUCCAGCUGGGCCACAUGCACGCUCUGCGGCAAAGUACUGCAGAAAAAAAAUGGGCUGCAGUGUUUGAAUUGUGCUGUGAAUGUCCACAAGAACUGCCGAAGCCUGCUGGGUGAAUGUAGUGGCAAUAAAACUAAGCUCAAAGAUUGUCCUCUUAAGAGUCCUGUCUCUCAACAGUCACCUGCGCAUGUCUGCAGCCAAACUGCCGCAUCUUUGAAGGAGCAGCACCGCUGUGUCCUGCUUGCGCCGAAUGGCUCUCCUCGCAGCCAAGGUAUGACCAUCGUGCAGCGAGGGAGCAGCUCUCACCCUGUGCCGGUAACCUCUACUACCUGUACCACCACUACUGGGUCAUCAACAGGAGAAAUGGAUGAAGUGGACUUGCGAUAUAAAUUGUCCAAUGAGGACACAGUUUCACUGGCACCCUCAACUGUGGACUCCAUUGUUGUUGAAGAUGUGCAGUAUGCCUCCCUGAGAAGUGAGCUUGACCUGGAUUCUCAGGACUUGGAAGUUGAGACCUGGAGUAUGGCAGUGGAACAAGCAUACUUGAAACAAUACUCACAACAGGCAAUCAAACGACAGGAUGUUAUUUAUGAGCUGGCACAGACAGAGAUGCACCAUGUGCGUACUCUGAAGAUCAUGCUCCAUGUGUAUGCAAGGGAGAUGAAGGAGACUCUGCAGAUGGAUGAAGAAAAGGUGGACAAGAUUUUCCCUUGCCUGGAGAACUUACUGGACAUUCACAGGCAGUUCUUGGCCCGUCUCAAGGAGAAGCGAAGAGAUUGUCCGGAGGAGGGCAGUGAACGCAACUACUGUAUACCGCGAAUUGGUGACCUCCUGGUGUUGCAGUUUUCUGGUGAAGCAGGGAAUAGAAUGAAAGAAAGCUAUGGAGGUUUCUGCAGCCGCCACACAGAAGCCAUGGCCACCUUCAAGGAGCUGUUGCAGACCAACAAGAAGAUGAGUAGUCUUAUGAAGAAAAUUGGCAAUCUUGCCAUUGUGAAGCGUCUUGGGGUACCAGAGUGUAUUCUGCUGGUCACACAGCGCAUCACCAAGUACCCACCACUUGUGGAGCGAAUCCUGCAGAACACAGAAGGAGGGUCAGUGGAGCAUGAGGAACUGACCAGGGCUCUUGCACUCAUUAAAGACCUCCUGAUGCAGGUGGAUCUCAAGGUUAGCAUUUAUGAGAGGAGCCAAAAGCUAAAAGAGAUUGUUAGCAAGAUGGAGCCAAAGGCCUGUGCUAAGUUCAAGGAUGGCUGUAUAUUCCGCAAAGAGCAUAUGCGUCAGGGAGGUCGCCAGCUUUUGCAUCAAGGGUUUCUCAGUUGGAAAGCAGCAUCUGGUCGCCUCAAAGAAAUCCUGGCCGUGCUUUUAACAGAUGUGCUACUGCUGCUUCAGGAGAAGGACCAGAAGUAUGCUUUUGCUCCAGUGGACAACAAGCCACCUGUAAUAUCGCUGCAGAAGCUUAUAGUGCGCGAAGUGGCACAUGAAGAAAAAGGCAUGUUCUUGAUUUGUGCUUCCUCAAAAGAGCCCGAGAUGUAUGAGAUCCACACAAACUCCAAGGAGGAGCGCAAUGCUUGGAUCACUCUCAUUCGACAAGCUGUUGAGAGCUGUCCUGCAAAGGAUGAUGGACUUGGAAUAGACCCAGAGGAGGAACGACGGUCUACUGAGAUGCGGGCUGCCCGCCUUAGAGAAUUUCAAGAGCGGCUGAGUGAGAAAGAUCAUCAAAUAGCCCAGAACCUCAACGAGAAACUGCAGAUCUUCUGUGAGAUUUCUGAGAUGAUAAGUGGCGUGGAGGAGUCAAGCCCAGGUGUCCGCUUCCGACAGCUGCCAGGGGACUUCACUGAAGUGCAGGCUGAACAGCUGGUCAAAGAGGCCGUUGUCGAAGUUGAAAACCUGCAGAACUUGCUACUGUCCUAUGGGUUUGAGGUAGCCUGGCAAGCAGAAGGCAAUCAGACAACCUCAGGUCCUCCAAGGCGAGCUGAAACUUUCGGAGGAUAUGACAGUAGCCCCUCCAUUUUGAAUAAAAAUGGGAGCAUAAAAAAGAAAUCGCACACCCUGUCCUAUGGUGACAUCAAAGGGAGAGAACGUCGUACCCAGCAGACCGUGCAGGACUCACAGGGAGACAGCGAGGGCAUGGAGCCAGCAGCUGAGGACUUCUCCACAGGAAGCUUGCCUACGGCUUGUAGUACUGCUUUUCCUGACUCUGAGUUGGUAUUUCGUGUUCAGGCCCUCUCUAACCUACUAUAUACCCUUCAGGCCUUUGUGUCACAGCAGGACAGUGCUCUUGAGAUCCAGAAGGCUGCUGUGCUGGAGCGAGAGCGGCAGAGCCGCCUAAAGGGAGAUGUUCUGCUGGAGCAGGAGAAGCAACGCAAUUUUGAAAAGCAGCGGGAGGAAAUGGCUGCUUUGCAGAAGCUUCAGAACCAGCUGCAUCAGGAGCGCCAGCGCCUUCAUCGAGAACGUGAGCAGCAUCAAUGCCAGGCAGAGGCACAACAGGCCAUUCUGAGGGAGCGUGAGGAGGAAUGUAGCCAGCAUCAACGCCAGCUGCAGCAAGAACGUGAGGAGCUCAGACAGCAGUGGGAGCGCUACCAGCUAGACCUGGAGCGGCUGCGUGAAUCCACCAGGGCUGUGGAGAAGGAGAAGGAGAAGCUGGAACAGAUGAAGAAGAUGAAGAGCCAUAAGUUACCUAACCUUGAAGCAUCACCACAUCAUGGCCUGACUCACUCUUACAGCUUCAAUGGUGAAGGAGGGCAGAUCACCGAGGGUCCCAUCCAGCUGCCAGGAAAGCCACUUAACAGGAAUAGUACAAUUGGACCUGACUACAUGGAACGUCCAGACAUUCCAUCACGAAGGGACAGUAGUUCUGGUGACAGCAGACUUGGUCAAGUUCCAAAGCCUGAGGUUCCCAUCCACCUGGUCAGCACCACCAAUCAGCUUCUGAAACAAGCUGGUGUCCAGCAGCAGAUUCCAACCAAGCUGGCUGCCAUCUCCAAAGGGAAAGAGAAAGGUGGGAAGGGAAAAGGAUCCCAAAGAACAGAAAGCACAGCUUGUGCAGACAGCAAGCAGUUUCUGCCCCCCAGGCUCUCAGGAAAAGACGAUUCAUUUUUGCGGGGCAGGAGGUCGGUGAGCCCGACGCAGAGUGCACAGCCAGAAGCACAGACCGUUCAAGACAUUCCAGCAGAUAAUGCACCUCUCCAGCACAAGCCAAGCUCCUUACCCAUGCUGCCCACGUUGCCCCCUCCCCUGCCAUUUGCAGAUGAUACCGUCAAAGAGGAUGUCAUCUUCUUUUAGCACUGAGUGAGACGUGCCACUCUCUGAACACUGAAGCCCAAGGCCUAGGUGGCUGUCUGUAUUAACAAUGCUGCUAUGUCCGGCUGUGAGAAGAAGUGAGCAUAGUCAACGUGUGGGUGAAAGACACACACACCUACUGCAAUGUGUUGCCUGAAGAGAUUUCUUUAAGGGGACGGGGUCGGCUGUCCUGACAAGACUGGCACACAGCUGAGCACCUUAGGAAGAAGCAGGACUGCCCGACUCUUUUGGCACCUGUGCUGUGAAACACUAAGACUGCGCUGCCCCUUCCACCCCUUGGGUCUGCUUCAAGUGACAAUUCUUGUAUUGGCUAUUAUAAUGGGGUGUGAAGGUCAUUCCGUUGCACCAUAUUGGAAAACAAUCAUGAUUGUCCAGAAACCAUUAGUAACUCCAAACUGGGCACCAGCAGCAGGUGGAUAGGCUGGUAAUUCUAUGCGAUGACAGUGCCAGCAGGCAGACGUGGGGAAAGCUGGGAAGUCCUGCCACUAGAAUGCCUCAUUCCAGGUCCAGAGCAGGAGAAGUGUCUGCUCUGUGCCCCGGGUUCAUUUUUUUUGUUUUUCUUGUAUAUUUUUUGAAUCUAAAAGACUAAAAUGCACCCUGGCUGGAGAUGCCAUCUUGAUUUUUAGCAAUAAAUACAAAACCCCUCAAACAUAAA
Molecule: messenger RNA, 4557 nt
Organism: Erpetoichthys calabaricus (reedfish)
Lineage: Eukaryota; Metazoa; Chordata; Cladistia; Polypteriformes; Polypteridae
Gene: arhgef18b
Product: rho/rac guanine nucleotide exchange factor (GEF) 18b
Molecular function (GO): guanyl-nucleotide exchange factor activity
Source: RefSeq, a predicted model, not a curated record